AUGUUUGCAGAGCCCGAGCACCUCCUCCUCGGCCUGCUGUCCAACCCCGGGACCCCCGCCGCCGAGCUGCUGCACCGCCACGGGCUGGCGCUCGACGCGGCGCGCGCGCGGGUGGACGCGAUCAGGGUGAUGCCCACGGGGGAGGGCGCCCUCAAGGGCAGCGACAUUGCGUUCAGCCCCGCGCUGCAGGCUGUCACGACGGCGGCGGGUGCGAGCAGCGCGGGCGGGGCCGUCGGCACCGCGCACCUGCUGUGCAGCCUGCUGCGGCAGCAGCCGGCAGGCAAGGGCCUGCAGAAGGCUCUGGAAGGGGUGAACGUGGAAGACUUGCUAACGCAGGCCGAGCAGCAGCUUGAGGGUGGCACAGAGGAGCCCACAGCCGACCCCCCAAGCAGUGGCGAAGCGCAGGCGGAGCGGCUGCGGCAGCUGUACCAGCAGCACCUGGAGCAGCAGCGGGCGCGGGGCCCCUCGGAUAGCAGCGGCUUUGGGAUUGGGGCUGCGCGGCAGCCGACUCAGCAAGAGCUCGACGAUAUCUAUGAGUAA
Messenger RNA from Monoraphidium neglectum, 540 nucleotides. RefSeq lists its product as hypothetical. The transcript has 5 exons. The record is from RefSeq and is a predicted model, not a curated record. Lineage: Eukaryota; Viridiplantae; Chlorophyta; Chlorophyceae; Sphaeropleales; Selenastraceae. The coding region runs from base 1 to 540 and encodes 179 amino acids.